Molecule: messenger RNA, 2758 nt
Organism: Paramacrobiotus metropolitanus
Lineage: Eukaryota; Metazoa; Tardigrada; Eutardigrada; Parachela; Macrobiotidae
Product: T-box protein 12-like
Exons: 7
Coding region: 1150-2505 (451 amino acids)
Biological process (GO): regulation of transcription by RNA polymerase II; cell fate specification; positive regulation of DNA-templated transcription
Cellular component (GO): nucleus
Molecular function (GO): RNA polymerase II cis-regulatory region sequence-specific DNA binding; DNA-binding transcription factor activity, RNA polymerase II-specific
Source: RefSeq, a predicted model, not a curated record
AGUGCACUCGACCGAUAGUUCAUUCAUUUGGUGCAAAAUUUCUUGUUACAGAGUUUAUGCUGGACUGGAUCAAAUUAUAGGAAUAUGAUGCCGUAAACCGCGCGGCAACAGAUCCGACGUAACACAUUAUCGAGCAACAAUUUACCAGACUUUGCACUCGAUCCCAACGACACACCUCACUGUCGACAAACAAGAGAUCUUUCUUGCACAUCCUCGCAGUUAUGGGAUAUUCAAUAUCGAUUCAUAACCCCACUUGUCAGUCGCCCAUUAUUUUUGCAUGCUUUCGAGUGCGACGUGUCAAGUACUGGCAAACUAGCAGAUACACAGCGAAACGUGAACACAUAUCAACGUAGUCAUAUGCAUGAGGAGGAGGGAAUAAAAUCUAACUGACCAAUGGCCAUCGGUCGGUCCACCUGAUUUGCAGGUAUUUUUAUGGUUCCCGGACCACUGUAGCACAUUGGCCAUGGAGGCGGUAAUUUUGACACAUUUACCAAUCAGCGGCCGAAACAUGAUUUCUGCAAGUAAUUAACACCUUCACUGAGGACCGGAUUUUACAGCACAGUUGGCGGUCGCACUGCCAUAUUUCUGAAUUGUUCCAAGAGGCGAGCGCGCAUAACAGCUGACAGUUGCGUUUAUUGUAUUUCUACGACUUGUCAAGAAACUUGUCGUGCUACUUUACAAGUUGAACUCGAUAAACUGCCAUCCAUAGCGAAUUUUUCCUUCACCGAUUUUUGAGAUUGUGUUAUGUGCUGUGUUACACUGGAGCUGGGCAGGAAAAGACAGUUUAACAUGAUCAUCGUUUGACAAGAUCGAAUCAACUGUGGAGUACGCAAAGAGAUCGAGUGCAAAACCCAUUUAUCUUGAUGGUUCCCUUUCCUAACGUUCGUCCUCCACAAUAUGUGCCCUUUUCUAGCUUAGCACAGCGUUAGCGCUGUUGGCGCUGCUGUUGCCAGUUGUACGCUGUGCAUGCCGUGCUGUUUUCAACAAGGUCGUUGAGUGUGGCAAAUUUAGCCUGCGGUAGCUAUCGACAGCUACUAUUUUUUUGCGCCCUUGUCCGCCACAACUCAGCGUAGUUAUCUGGUACACGCGCCGACAACAGCCGUACCAAUAAAGUAUCUUUCGUAAUUAUUCGACAUAUCCAAUAGCGCAAUGGAACCUAAUUUUUCGUCAGCACAAUUGACCGGUGCCAAUCCGAAGCCGAAGAAAAAGGUCACCGACUUCUCCAUUAAGGCCAUCAUGGCUGAACGGGAUGAAAUUGUCAAAGAAGUGAAAAGUGAGAAAAUCACCGCAUUCCGUAAAGUCAAGUCGCCUGUCAGUCCUAAAUCGCGAGAUUCCAUAACACCGCUAUCGGUUUCCGAAACCCCAGAUACAACAACGUCAGACGAUGUUUUGCCAUUAGCCACCGUUUUUAAAGAAAAACCUUGCAGUCCGGAACUGGUAAAUGUCCAGUGCCAUCUGGAAGUUAAAGAAUUAUGGGAAAGGUUCAAUGAGCUCGGCACGGAAAUGAUUAUCACCCGUAGUGGCAGGCGUAUGUUUCCUACAAUUCGCGUCUCCUUUUCCGGUUUGGACUGCAAAGCAACAUACAUGGUACUCAUGGAUAUCGUUACCGUAGACAAUAAACGCUACCGCUAUGCAUAUCACCGUUCCUCCUGGCUGGUGGCCGGAAAAGGUGAUCCAGCACAUCACAGCAAAUUAUACCCGCACCCGGAUGCUCCUUUUCUUGGUGAACAGCUUCGUAAACAAAUUAUCACGUUCGAGAAAGUCAAGCUGACCAACACGGAAGUUAACAAACCCGGCUACAUUGUACUAAAUUCCAUGCACAGAUACCAACCUCGAAUCCAUUUAGUCAUGAUGAAGGGCGAAGACGAUUUAGUCAAAUCCUUAAAAACUUACGAUGAUCUCCAAUUAUGCGCUCAUAAGACAUUUGUUUUUCCCGAGUGUGCAUUUUAUUCCGUUACCGCCUAUCAAAACCAACUGAUCACCAAACUGAAAAUAGACUGCAACCCAUUCGCUAAAGGAUUCCGCGAUUCGACUCGCGUGAUCACCGAUUUGGAACGGGAUUCCUUAAACAACGGCGGUAUGCUGCCCGACAGUACCGUAUUCCCCUAUGGAAACUGCAGCAUGUCCCCGAAUGAGCCAAUGAAUGACCUCGACGCCGCGAUUUUCUCUCAGAAAUUGGCGCAGUUUUCCCGUAUGAUCCCCGGUGCGGCGUCCGACAGCCAGACCAUGCCAAUGUAUGGCGGCAUCAAGCCCUUUCCCAUUUCUCCUACCUCGAUUCCUCUCGGCAUUCUGCAGAAAUGGAGUCUAGCGGGGCUGAAUGCUGGUUUGACGAUGGGUGCUAAUUUAGACCAGCGUCACCUCUUUAACAACGGGAAUAUGUCACCGUCGGAUUUCGCCCGGCAGCUGCUCUUUGGCAAGCCAAUUCCGGCCGGUCCGUUUUAUCCGUUUAUUGGCAUGGAUCAUCAGGAACUGGCGCAGAAACUAAAAGAAAAUGGGAACUUUUGACCCGAUGAAUUUCUUACCAAAAAUCUUGAAUAUGCCGUUGUCGAUGGCUUUGUGUGCACGUGACUUUUUUCGUAAUGUAAAUGAGUAAAUAUGCGUAAUAAGCACGAAAACACACCAUGUCACCCAUAUUUUUCGUUACAAACGGUACAAUCAUGAGCGACCGAAAUGGAAGUGCCGGAAAAGUUUUUGCGCUGACUAUAGUGACUAGACGCUUUGAUAAGACGCAUGUGUACGCUCUUUGUUUUUUGAAUUC